CACUUCUCCACUAAUGAUUCAAUUGUCGACAAAGCACUGGAACUGAAGUUCUUCUGCUAUUCCAGAGACAUGUCUCAUAUUACCCCGCUUCGGUAUAACCCCUCCGCAAGGAUGUGUCUCUCCACCUGGAAUGACAGGCGGAAACUUCCGCAGAUAUCUUGAUAACGGUACAGCCAUACACCUCUUCUCAGAUCGAGAAAGUCGGGUGCUGAAUUAACCAAAGCUAAAGAUAACAAGCCCCGGAUGAGGGGAGGGGAGAUCUUCAGACUUGUCGGUUACUGAACCUUACCCGCAUCCGCCGCUUCCCCCUUAUCUCGCCUAUCACCAAAUUAAAGUUUGUCACCAAGGAUAAGGAACACGUCGGCAACGCCAACGUAAACUGAUACCCCUUUUCCGCGCAGCUCUAUCAGCUGUUCACACUUCAUGAAGAACAUCCUAUAUCUAUCGUAGAACCUACGUUGAAGCUCAAAGGAAUCGACGACGUCUUUGAUUGAUUCAACAUGGCUGCCACAUACGACCUGGUGGUCGUCGGAGCGGGAUGGUUUGGUCUUUCCUCCGCAAAAGCAUACCUAGAUUUCCAUCCCCAAGAAAAAAUCCUCGUCGUCGAAGCGUCAGGUAGUUGCGGCGGAACAUGGUCGAAAGAUCGUCUCUACCCUGGCCUCAAAUCCAACAACAUCGUUGGCUCCUACGAACACCCUGAUCUCCCCAUGUCAGAAGCCGUCUAUGGUGUCAAGCCCGGAGAGCACAUUCCUGCCGCGGUUCUACAUCAGUAUCUCACUGAUUUUGCGAAGAAAUUCGGUGUCUUUGAACGCACGCGCUUCAAUACUAAAGUCGAUACCGUGGAACCUAGCGUGUCUGGAGGAUGGCAGUUACAUGUCUCUACUGGAACUUCAUCGGAAGUCAUCGAGACAAAGAGAUUGAUCAUCGCGAGCGGCUUGACCUCGACGCCAAAUUUCCCUCAAUAUCCUGGCCAGGAAUCGUUUACUGCACCAUUUUUCCAUGCCAAGGACUUUUGCGUUCGAGGUGAUAUCAUCAACAAAGCCAAGAGAGCUGUUGUCAUCGGUGGUGCGAAAUCAGCUUUCGAUGUCGCGUAUGCUUUUGCCGCAAAAGGAGAUGUAGAUGUGGACAUGGUGAUCCGAGAAAAAGGCCAAGGACCCGUCUGGCUUUGCCCAGCGUAUGUGACGCCUCUGAAACGGAGGACUGAAGAACUUCUCCAUACGAGACUUUUGACUUGGUUCAGUCCGUGUCCGUGGGGUACCGAAGAUGGGUUUGCAAAAGUGCGGAACUUUCUGCAUUCCACGGCAAUCGGGAGGUGGCUUGUCCGUGGGUUCUGGAAAGUGAUGUCGAAUGAUGUUAUCACUCUGAACGCAUACGACAAGAAUCCUUUGGUCAGUCAACUGAAGCCCUGGAAUUCCAUCCUGUGGACUGGAUCUGGAGUCAGCAUUCAUAAUUACGAGACGAAUUUCUUUGAUCUUGUGAAAUCGGGGAAAAUUCGCAUUCAUACCACGGAUGUUUCGAAACUGGACGGCAACACUGUGUAUCCGGAGAACGGAAAAGCUAUCGAAACAGAUGUUGUUGUUUGUGCUACCGGCUGGAAAAAGGACCCAACAUUUAAAUUCCAGAAUCUAGGAGAAGCAGGUCUUGGCCUGCCAUACACGGCGGUCGAAAAGACUGGAUUAAGCAGGAAAGCCGAUGAGGACGUUCUGAAAAUGUUUCCCAGCCUUCGAAAUCAGCCUAUUCUCAAGACCCCCGCACCAGAAAGCGAUCCUCUGAGACUCUACAGAUUCGUGGUGCCGCCCACUAUGGUAGCAAAACGUAACCUCGCAUUCGCAGGUAUGGUCUCAACGGUCAGCACAUCGAUUUUCGCCGCCGUCCAAGGUCUCUGGAUCACGGCCUACUUCGACGGAAAUCUCGACAGGAUAGCGAGCAGCCAACAAGAGAUAACAGAUGAGGUGAUGCUUCAUACACAAUGGGGGAAGUGGAGAUACCCUUGUGGAUACGGAGCCAGACUACCGGAUUUUGCUUUUGACGCACUUUGUUAUAUUGAUCUGAUGUUGAGGGAUCUUGGGUUGAAGAACCAUAGGAAGAAAAGCCAGAUGGAAGAGAUCUUUAAACCUUAUAAGCCGACUGAUUAUGCGGGGUUGGUGGAGGAGUGGGAGGCGGGCCACGAUGGCUAUCCGGUGAAAGUGAAUGGGAUACAUUGAUAGGUGGAAUGCUUAGAAAUGGAGAUCUUAUGCUAAGAACUAAAGUUGAAUCAUGUGAUACAUUCUCCUUCUGUCCAACGCUGAGCGAUAAAGCAGAACGAGAACAUUGCAAACUUGGAAUCUCAGAACGUAGGUACUUAUCUGCCGCCUGGUUACAUAAAUGGAAGAUCAAGUUACCAUACUAAUGAUAGUAAAUCUUUGAUAUGUACGCACGUGACUAGAAUCAGGCAUCAAGUGAAACGGAUGCCUAGAGAGAAGGUUCCAGACAGAUAUUGAAGUUUAAAUUACCAUCUCGUACUCAA
Mollisia scopiformis is the source of this 2506-nucleotide messenger RNA. RefSeq names its product putative dimethylaniline monooxygenase. The record is from RefSeq and is a predicted model, not a curated record. NCBI's taxonomy places the organism in Eukaryota, Fungi, Ascomycota, Leotiomycetes, Helotiales, Mollisiaceae. The coding region runs from base 501 to 2204 and encodes 567 amino acids. The transcript has 3 exons.